UAUUUUAUAGAAUGGUAGGCUGAUGCAGACAAUGCCACCAUGAAUGAAAUUUCCUGGUUUUCUGCCGCGCUCACGGCAUUUUUCUUCACUUGUGAUUCGCAGCUAAUCCCAGCCUCAGACUGCCCAUUAAACUGGUACCCAUUUGAGCACCACUGUUACAAGUUCUUAGUUUAUCCUCUGCGAACGUACAACGAAGCGGCAGCGGAUUGUCAGGAAUAUGGAGCUGGACUGCUGAGCAUAAACUCGGCUCAGGAACACGAAUUUAUUAACAACCUUCUGCAGAGGAUUGAUCAGGAUAGGUCUCUCUGGUACACUAGUGGACACAAGGAACAAAAUCAUGUGAAAUGGACCGGGGAUGGCACGGUAUCUACAGAUGGCGUCACCUUUUGGGCAAGUCCUGAUGACUCUCGAAGUCUCUCGGACUUUAUUGUAUACAAAUACUCUGUGACCAAUUUAAAUUAUGCUUGGGGUGCAACUGACGGAGGACAGUCCUUUAAAUUUAUCUGUGAAAUUCCGAGGAGCGAAACGCAGCGUCUUCUCCAGGAAAACCGAGAUUUUACUUAUGGAACAAAUAUCACAGACCCUUCAUUAGCACCAAGAGGACCCAAAUUCACGAUGCAUCCAUCCAACACUGUUCUUACAAAUAGAUCUCAUUUGCCUAGUAUUGAAUGUAAUGCCAUCGGAAAUCCUCAGCCAAGCUUUAGCUGGCACAGAACCGACGUCACCGGAAGUGUUGAAGAGGUCAUCAGCAUGUCUGCUUUCUAUACCAUUAGCAACGGGAAGCUUACGUUUAACCAAAUAGACGAAAAGCGUGAUACGGGCGAUUAUCAUUGCGAGGCUUCCAACAUUUACGGUUCAAUACGCAGUGCACCGGCAAAAGUCACAUUUGGAAGUAUAGCCCAGUUUCCAAAUGUACCACAAGGUGUUACACGGGUGGCAUUAUAUCAGGGGACUUAUCUGAAUUGUAAUCCACCCACCCACAAACCAGCUAUAUCCUAUCAGUGGAUGAAAGGGAGAAGUUUUCUGAUCCAGUCAUUAAACAGCUAUUUUUUCUUGUCUGCGGACGGUAAUCUGUAUUUUUCGGAAGUUCAACAAAAUGAUGAAGGGAACUAUCACUGCAUUGUGACGUUAAAGGCGUCACCUGGCGACACCCUAGCAACAAGUCAACCACCGACUGAAACGAGCCUCAACAUUAGACUAGACGUACUCGGAGAUACGGCGGCAUUGUAUCCUCCUCAAAUUCACGACGAAUUCCCGGCUGUGUUUCCAAAAUCCCCAAAGCUAGGACAAACAAUCACCAUAGAGUGUCUAGCAUAUGGAAGAAUACCUCUAAAAUAUGGCUGGACGAAAUAUGGUGAUGUUGGGAUACCAUCAAAAGCAUACGUUCGUAACUUUGGCCGUGUACUCGUGAUCCCAAAUGUGCGAUUUAGGGAUGAAGGAACUUAUACGUGCCACGUUACCGGUCGGACACAGGUUGCAUCCAAAGAUUUCUUGCUCACUAUUGGUGCGAAACCUUAUUUUACAUAUCCUCUGAAAGACCUCAUUGUUGAUGAAAAUAGUGACGUCACUUGGCGUUGUGGGGGUAUUGCCAGUCCACGAGCUUCUUACUCAUGGUUCAAGAAUUCUCGACUUAUUGCUACGGGAACCAAUGGAAUAGAGAUCACCUCAAACGUUUUAAGGAUCAGGAAUCUCCAGAAAAACGUCCACGAUGGGAUGUAUAGUUGUGAAGCCAGAAACAUCUACGGAACAGCAAUGACUAGUGCACAACUUAAAGUUCUAUCUUUAAAACCAUCUUUUGCUAAAAAUCCUCUUCGACAAUCAAUUUUGGCGGCAAGUAACGGGAAUCUUACCAUUCCAUGCAUACCUGAAGCAGCACCAGUGCCAUCUAUCACGUGGUUAAAGAAUGGCGGGAAAAUGAGCCUUCCUGUAACAGAUGGUAAUCAGAAAGGCGCACAACAGCUUACAAACGGCUAUCUAAAAAUCGUUGGGGUUAGCUUUGGAGAUGGAGGUUUCUAUACUUGUGUGGCUACUAACAAGAAUGGAGAAAGCAAGAGUACUGGACAAGUAACUGUUGUUGGUGGGAUCACGAUCGUAACACAGCUUCCUAACGUUAUCCUGGCCAAUCGAAAUGACACUGUAUUCAUAGAGUGUCAGGCUACGUACGACGCCACCCGAAUUGACUUAGUAUUCGUGUGGAAGUUCAAUGGAAGAGUGAUUGACUUUUCGCAGGAUUCAAUGUACGAAAAGAGUUCUAGGACUGGAAUCAAAGGUCUUCUCGUCCACUUUAUAGACUACCACCACAGUGGUGUGUACGAAUGUGUUGCCAUGUCAACCAUAACCCAGUCCUCCAUAUCUACAACAGUCAAUGUACAAGGCCCACCAGGAAUGCCAGGGAAUGUAUACCGCAUUAAGGGAUCUGAAACGACUCGAACAGUAACCAUUAAAUGGACAGUUCCACCAAAUCAUGGGUCUCCAGUACAGGAAUAUAAUAUUGAGGCACACACGAUGACAAAUCCAAAAUGGCGACCCAUUGCAAUGAAUUUAUCUGACUUUGAUGUUCUGAUUCCUGGAAACAUUGACUCAGACAAAAGACAGUACACCGUGACGGGACUGAUACCGUUUAACAGUUACCAGUUUAGGGUUUAUGCUCGAAAUAGAUUUCCACAGCCUGGAGAAUACAGCAAACCAUCUGAGUACAUUCAACUGAAGCCGGACAAACCAGUAACCGCUGUACAAAACGUAGGAGGAGGAAGUGGAAGUGUGGGGGUUCUAAUGAUUUCAUGGCAGUUAUUAUCAGAAGAAGAGAGAUGUGGUCCUAAUGUCGGUUACAAAAUAUACUGGAGAAAAAAUGGAACCACAGACAGAUUUCAAAUGAAAAAGUUGGUUGAGACGGAUUAUAUGUUUAAGAAAAUGGUCUCGGGUAAAAGUAUAUCAUACACAGUAAACCUCAACGAUGAAAAAUUAUUUUAUCUUCCCUAUGAAGUGAAAGUGGGUGUGUUCAACCUUUAUGGAGAUGGACCAAACAGCACGACAACCGUCGUCUAUUCUUCGGAGGGAAUCCCUUUACUCCGUCCAACAAACGUCAACGGCUGGGAGAUCAACGCCACUGCAUUAUGGGUAACCUGGGAUCCGAUGCCAAAUACUAGAGAGGCUAUCAAAGGGGUUAUUCAAGGCUUUGAGAUUAAUGUAGAAGAUGCCAAUGACCCUAACCGUAAGGGUGUGACAGCUUAUCAUUACGGUUAUAUGUCAGGAAAUAAUGUCAUUGGACUGGAACCGAAUACAGACUACUGGGUGACUGUGCAGGUGUUUAACACGGCAGGAGAAAGUAAUCCUAGCGAAAAACAGCUUCUAGGCACCUGCUUAAAUCCGCCAUUACUGUAUCCAGAGUUUGUAGACAUCCUCUCAGAUGGACCUAACAGUGUAUAUGUAAAGUGGAGAGGCGUGUCGACAGGACUGUUCGAAGAAACUCUUAGAGGUUACAAGAUACGAUGGUGGCUUCUUGGAGAGAAUAUCAAAUCUGCUAAUGAUACUGUUGUUGGUAAACAAACCUAUGGCGUGGUGUAUGGAAUAGCUAAAGGAUAUGUCUAUGCCCUCCGUGUACUUGGUUUUAGCAAGGGAGGAGACGGUAAAAUGAGUCCUACACAGUAUUUCACCUUAGGUGGUAGAGUGCAUGUUGACUCCAGGAUUUCCGUGAUUAAAUUGGCUGGAGCAUCAAUUAGUCCAUCCCUAGUCAUCAUCAGCUUACUUUGUUUUGUUCAGUCAAUCCUUUAAUCAUCUCACCAAAGAUCCGCGACAAAAUCCAAAGGAUAUAGAAAUCCAUAUUCUUCUAUUUUCAUUUUCGAUUUAUUUUGCUUUUAUACAUUGUACAUACACACAAACUUUUAUACACUUU
This is a messenger RNA of Saccostrea echinata, 3892 nucleotides long. Its product is annotated as contactin-like. The record is from RefSeq and is a predicted model, not a curated record. Gene Ontology annotation, cellular component: plasma membrane; axon. Gene Ontology annotation, biological process: axon guidance; cell-cell adhesion. Lineage: Eukaryota; Metazoa; Mollusca; Bivalvia; Ostreida; Ostreidae. The transcript has 24 exons. Gene Ontology annotation, molecular function: protein binding. Bases 40 to 3771 code for a protein of 1243 amino acids.